This is a messenger RNA of Arachis stenosperma, 1154 nucleotides long. Its product is annotated as RING-H2 finger protein ATL66-like. The transcript has 4 exons. The coding region runs from base 96 to 623 and encodes 175 amino acids. Lineage: Eukaryota; Viridiplantae; Streptophyta; Magnoliopsida; Fabales; Fabaceae. The record is from RefSeq and is a predicted model, not a curated record.
CACACUUGCUUCUAACUUCACUUCCACUUCCUCUCCGUUCUGAUGCUCCACCACCGUUGCAUCUCUCUUACGCCACUCGCCGCCGCCACGACACCAUGUCAACACAACACGAUUCUCGCUCUAUAAACUGGCACUACACUGAGCUAGAUGACAAAGACCUUGAAAUCCGUGGCAAAACACUCUUCUUCGUCAUCGUUCUCUUCUCCAUUAUACUCCUCACCACUAUCUUCUUCCUCUACACGCGCUGGGUCUGCCGCUACAACCACCACCACCGCUCCUCAGCGGCCCACGCGCGCCACGCGCCGCAGUCAUCACUUCCUUCCCAGGGUCUUGACCAGGCGUCCAUAAAGAAACUUCCGAUCAUCCUCCAUCAGGCGCCAGCGGAGCCCCACGGCGGCGCGUGGGAGGAGACGGAGUGUUGCAUCUGCCUGGGCGAGUUCGUCGACGGCGAGAAGCUGAAGGUUCUUCCGGCGUGUGAACACUAUUUCCAUUGUGAAUGCGUUGAUAAGUGGCUAAUGCAACAUUCUAGUUGCCCACUUUGUAGGGCUUCACUCAAACUUGAAUCUUCGUUACCAAAGAUUUUGAUUCAAGAACCUCCCAUUAGAAUUGACAUCCAAUUUUAAUGAUAGCCGUGGUUUCAUCUCCGAGUUGGCCUCCUCCCCGCGUUUCACGCCGAUUUCCGUCCCAGGUGGCUCAUCUCUUCCACGGAGGCAUCCCCUCCACGGUGGCUUCGGAUCUUCAGGGAGUGCAUGUGCUCCUCUGUCAACUCGCUAUCAUUCGUUCGUUUCGUCUCCUCGCUUACGCAAGCUUUGCUUUCUUCUCCUUACUCUGCCCUACGAAGCUCUGUUCAGGAACCCUAUUUUCCUGGGGCUUUGGUUCGUCGCCGUUCAUCCAGCUUGACUAUCUUCCAGUUGACGCGCAAAUGGAAGACCUUCCAUCCAUCAAUCAGGGUUAACCCAGAUUCAACUGUCUAGGGUUUGAGAAAUUUCAAAUUGUGCAAAACGUGGUCAAUCUCUGUUAUCUGUUCCAUGUUUAUCCGAAAUUCUAUUGUCUAGGGUUUCUGAAAUUUAUAAUUGUGCAAAUUCAAAAUCAUGUUUGGUAUCUGUUCGAUGGUUAGGCGAGCUUUUAUUGUGUAUGAUUUUCUGAUUUUUAUU